AUGAGCUCAGAGAAACACAUGCCAUCAUCUGAUGGAACUAGAGCCUCGAUUCAGAGUCUACCUCUCUGGGCAGCGGCCAAUUCUACCCCAAGCUCCCUUCAGGUCAGUGAUCCUUCAACGGCGAACGGUGACGGAGAAGUGGAUCAUCAGCCGCACCAGCCUGAGCAAGAUGCAAAAGCUCUCGUGCAUCGUGGGGAUGUGAUUCUUCAGUAUACUUCCACGGAGUCGUCCAGAUCAAAUCCUCCUCGGACAGUCAUACAUCGCUGGCAGGUUUCCAGCGAGGAUCUAGUGAAAAACAGCCCGUAUUUCCGGGCUCUCCUCGACCCCAACAAGUUUUCAGAAGGAAGGCACUUCAUGCAGCAAAGGACUAUAUGGAGUCAAAGGCAAGCUCCUGAGAUAGAGCAGGACGAACAUGGCCAGUUGCCCGGUUCCAACGGAAAUGCCUUGCAUAUUACUCAGCCGACAAUCCGUUUGCCAGAUGAUCAAUUCCUGUCCAACCCCGGCGCGGACGCUAUUGAGUUGUUUCUAAAGAUCUUGUCGUAUAACUCGUUCGCCGAUGAUACGAAACAUCAAUUUGAUGCCGAGUUGAGAUCUCAGCCGACCUCUCUAGUUGCAAGAUUAGUAGAGACAGGGGAUGCCUUGAAUUCCCCGCAUGCGGUGCGAGACGCUCUGCGAAGAUCGACAUAUGUCUACGGAAAGGGGAAAAUCUCACUUUCAAAGUUUGAUACUGCGCUGCUGAAGCUGAGUGAAGAUCGAAUCCGGCAGAGUAUAAUUAUCGCGAGGUUCCUGGACGAUCAGCAUGUUUUUCAUGUCAUGACCCAUGCUCUUAUUGUGAUCGGUUCGAGGCACUGGGUCAACGGUAUCGAGAACCAUUCUCCUGGUCCUUUGCAGUGGACAUAUCUACCCGACGGUCUUGAAGAGGAACUCUUCUACAGACGCCAAUGCGUCCUAAACACCAUCGCAGAUCUACAAGCAUACUUCCUUCGCGCCUACGGCGCCCUCGAAGAAACCCCCGACCACGAGCCAAAAGCCAACGCUCCAACACUCCCAGGCUUCACAUCCACCCUCCAACCGCGCCAAUUCCAAUGCCGCUGCGGAUACGGCAACUCCAACGCCUGCGACGCAUUCCAUCUCGGCCAGAUGAUCCGCUUCUUCACCCUGCGCACAAAAACCAUCUUCCUCGGCUCCAGCCUCCUAGACCCAGACUUCAGCCCCGAGGCCUUGGAUGACACCGAGCACAGCCGCGAGCCGCCAGGCUUCCCCGCACCCGGCCCCCCAGCGGACAUCACAGCGGUCAUCUCCGCCCUGAAGCAGUGCCCGGACUACCAGCUCGACGCAAACCACAUCGGCUGCGGUGUGCGCCGGCGCUUCGUCCCGCCGCUGGACUGCAUUGAGCGGUUUGUAGGUGACGGGCGCGGCUUACUGGGUGUCGAGCUACGGUCGUGGGAUGCGAGGAGCUGGCGCCUUGCGUCUGGGUCAUGGGCGAACCGCUCGCGCGCCAGGGCGGCCGUCGUGGAGAUCCGAGUCUCGAAGAUUGUUGCUGUGCGUGCUACGCCGUCGGGCUUGCUACGCGCGAGCUCCCAGGAGGAGAAUGCGCGAUUUUUCUUCACGGCGCGGAAGAGGAACUGGGAGGCUUGA
Molecule: messenger RNA, 1638 nt
Organism: Aspergillus clavatus NRRL 1
Lineage: Eukaryota; Fungi; Ascomycota; Eurotiomycetes; Eurotiales; Aspergillaceae
Exons: 2
Coding region: 1-1638 (545 amino acids)
Source: RefSeq, a predicted model, not a curated record